Messenger RNA from Episyrphus balteatus (marmalade hoverfly), 1988 nucleotides. Its product is annotated as CDK5RAP1-like protein. The transcript has 3 exons. Gene Ontology annotation, biological process: negative regulation of cyclin-dependent protein serine/threonine kinase activity; tRNA modification. Gene Ontology annotation, molecular function: 4 iron, 4 sulfur cluster binding; tRNA-2-methylthio-N(6)-dimethylallyladenosine(37) synthase activity. Gene Ontology annotation, cellular component: cytosol; mitochondrion. Lineage: Eukaryota; Metazoa; Arthropoda; Insecta; Diptera; Syrphidae. The coding region runs from base 208 to 1965 and encodes 585 amino acids. The record is from RefSeq and is a predicted model, not a curated record.
ACAUGCAUCUCACAAAAUGACAACAAGAAUAGCUGUCAAGAAAAUGUUACGGAAUAUAUUUUUUUUUGCAAUAUUGCGUGUGGAUUUUGAUGACUGAAUCAUUUAAUGUUUAAACAACAAAUGUAGUCAUUUCCAACCCAGUUUGACAUUUCAUUUUACACUUUUUCUACAACACAUGUGGUGCUGCCAAGUUUUUUCAUCAUCAAAAUGCAAUUUCUAAAACCAAAUAGUGUGACAAGAAUAUUUAGAAAUUUCUACAAUUUCCACAAAAAAACCACUAUCUUCUACUCUACCAAAACAAAAAAUGACUCAAAUUCAAAUCCAAAAAAACUCCCACCAAAUAUUCCCGAUUUGCGAGAAUUUCUCAUUGUGAAUCGCGACUUAUCACUCAAAUCGAAUAAAUCAGCUCAAAUUAAUCCCGAUAUUCCAGGGUAUUUAGAAAAAUCCGACUUUUCUGGUCGUGAUCGAAAAGUCUUUUUCGAAGUUUACGGUUGUCAAAUGAAUGUCAGUGACACCGAAAUAGUAUGGGCAAUUUUAAAAGAAAAUCAAUAUCAAAAAUGUGAUGAUCCAAAAGAAGCUGAUGUUAUUUUGGUCAUUACAUGCGCUAUUCGCGAAGGUGCCGAACAAAAAAUCUGGCAUAGAUUAAAACAUCUUAAUGCAAUGAAGACCAAGAGAUCUAAGAAAAAAUCUCCUUUGCAAAUAGCAGUUCUCGGUUGCAUGGCAGAGAGAUUGAAAACUCAAUUGUUAGAGAAAGAUCAAUGGGUUGAUGUUGUUGCUGGCCCUGAUAGCUACAAAGACCUUCCAAGACUCUUAUCAUUAACCAGUCACUAUGGUCAAUCGGCUGUCAAUGUUAUUCUAUCAGCCGAUGAGACUUAUGCAGAUGUUAUGCCUGUGAGGCUAAACACCGAAGCGCCAACAUCAUUUGUCUCGAUUAUGCGUGGCUGUGAUAACAUGUGUACUUAUUGCAUUGUACCUUUUACGAGGGGUCGAGAGAGAUCAAGGCCGGUGGAUUCUAUUCUUGGAGAAAUCAAGAGUCUCGAAAAGAAUGGAAUCAAAGAGGUAACCUUGCUCGGACAAAAUGUAAACAGCUAUCGUGACCUUUCACAAUCUUCGGAAUUAGAAUCAGAAAACAAUUUAGUUCCGGGUUUCAAAACAGUUUAUAAACCAAAAAUAGGUGGAUUGCGUUUUGGUGAGUUGUUGCAACAAGUGGCGGAGGCAGUUCCUGAAGUACGAAUUCGUUUCACAUCGCCACAUCCAAAAGACUUUCCUGACAGUGUUCUUGAGGCCAUAAAGAAUUACCCAAAUAUAUGUGAAAAUAUUCAUAUACCAGCGCAAUCGGGAAAUUCGAAUGUUCUAGACCGAAUGCGUCGUGGAUAUACACGUGAAGCUUACAUAGACCUUGUAAAACACAUACGAUCCACACUUCCCAAUAUAGCCUUAUCAAGUGAUUUCAUUUGUGGGUUUUGUGGGGAAACUGAUGCUGAAUUCGAAGAUACAAUAACUUUGAUAGAACAAAUUAAAUAUAAUGUAGCAUAUGUGUUUGCUUAUAGUAUGCGAGAGAAAACAACAGCACAUCGGAGAUUUGUUGAUGAUGUUCCACAGGAAGUUAAAAUCGAACGAGUGCAAAGAAUGAUGAAUGCCUAUCGAAAGGGAGCAGCUGAAUUACAUUCUCGUAUGGUUGGUCAGAAUCAAUUGAUUUUGAUUGAAGCGAAAAGUAAACGUUCGGAUGCUGAAUGGUUUGGACGAAAUGAUGCAAAUAUCAAGGUUAUAAUCAAAGAUUGUGAUUUGCCAGUUAGUUCAUGCGGAGGUGAAGAUAAAAAGCCAAUAACAUCUGGGGAUUUUAUUGCUGUUAAAAUUGUUGAUUCAAAUUCGCAAGUUUUGAAAGGAAUUCCGUUGCAUCAUACAACGAUACAAAAAUAUCAUGAAAAUUUCAAAACAAAUCGAACUAGUAGUAGCGUUAAAUAAAAUAUUGAAAUGAGAAAACAUGA